Molecule: messenger RNA, 2472 nt
Organism: Hippocampus zosterae (dwarf seahorse)
Lineage: Eukaryota; Metazoa; Chordata; Actinopteri; Syngnathiformes; Syngnathidae
Product: transmembrane protein 164
Exons: 6
Coding region: 326-1267 (313 amino acids)
Source: RefSeq, a predicted model, not a curated record
CUAAGCUAGCUCGCUACCUGCCGCUGGUGAUGUUGCUAACUCGGGCUCAGACUUUCUGAGAGCAACUAAGCAUGCUUGCUUCAAAUGAUGACGCAAUUUAAGGGAAGGUGAAUGAGGAGGCAGGCUUCCCGGUUAUCCCGGCCGCACAACUAUUAACCUUGAUGUUAUCGGCCGCCUCCUGCAGCUAGCUGGAAGUUUGUCAGUUUGUCAUCCGCCCCAGGAGGAGGAGGAGGAGGACUUGGGGGGUUCGGCUAAUUAGCUAGCUGAGACAGGGCAAGUACAUGUAUUCCUCUCCACUUACUGCCAAAGAAAAAUCUUGCAGUUCAUGUUUCGCCAAGAAGUCAGUGUGACGUCUUUCAUUCCGUCUUGUUCGUAUCUUUUCCACCACGAGAAGAGGAAUAUGUCCAGGUAUAACAUAUACAGCCUGUUAGACUGGGUCUACGGUGGGGUGGACCCGAAGUUUGAAGGCAACGGUGGCCCAGAAUGUGCCGCCUUCCUCGCGCCCCAGCAGCGCAUCAGUGAAAGUCUGGUGGUGCUCCUCAUUUCCAUAGUGGAGAUUGGCGUGGCGUUGAAGAAAAUAAACAUCUCCAAAGAGUUCAAAGUGGUGGGGAAAGAGUGCACAAGAUCAAAGGAGGACAGUGUAGGCAAGAACUUGUUGCUUGUUGCACUAUGCAUGACUUUUGGAGUAGAGGUGGGGUUCAAAUUCGCGACCAAGACUGUGAUCUACCUGCUCAAUCCGUGCCAUGUGGUGACCAUGAUCCAGAUUUUUCUGCUGGCCUGCCCGCCAUGUAAAACUGCAAUGGUGGUGUUUAGGCUGCAGGUCCAUAUGUUGAAUGGCGCUCUCUUGGCUUUAAUGUUCCCUGUGGUCAACACCAGGCUGCUGCCAUUUGAAAAGGAGAUUUACUACAUUCAGCACUCCAUGCUGUAUCUGGUGCCGCUUUACCUUUUCAGGAAAGGAGGUGUGUACAAGCCUGAGCCCCUGGGGGACAUAUGGUGGGCGCUUCUGUCCACAGGCAUCCUCUUCCUCUAUCACUUCCUCUUCUUACAAGUUCUUGGCCUGGUCACAGAAGUGAACCUCAACAACAUGCUAUGCCCGGCUGUGUCUGAUCCCUUUUACGGACCUUGGUACCGUGUGUGGGCAGCUGGCCACCAGACCCUCCUGACGCUCAUCCACGGGAAGGUUCUGACACUGCUCUCGCAACACACGGUUCCCAUAUGUAGACACCUCCUGGAUACGCUGCGGCUGCGCAACAAGAAAGUCGAUUGAACCACGAUACAUGCGAGCCUUUCACUCUCAAUGCCUUUUAUGUUGCUUUUAGUCCCCAUUUUAGUACAUCUUUUACAGCGUGUUUUACUGUACUCGAUCCCACGUGUCGUCCAAAUGUAUGCAACUUGCACGCACGAAGUUAUGUGGGUAUUUUAGGGCUGGCAAUUGGGUGGGCUAGUCCUCAGUCAGCUUGAUAUCUUGAAUCAUUUUUCCAGAAAAAUGCAGGAGAUCAAGUUUUUUUCUGAUGCUGCCUUUUUUGGGGGGGGGCACCACUUAUCUGCUGUUGUCAUUCUUCAAGUGGUGAAUGUGCAAAAGUUGCUAGUUAAUGUAUCAGCCAUUUUAUUUGUAUCGAGUGUGUUUGUUGUGCGCUGUAAAUGUGAAUAAGUCAUUACAGGAGUAUAGUGGGAGGAUGGCCAUCAACGAUCUGUCAGGGUCGUCAUCACGCCACCGUGUUUAUGUUGAACGGAAGAAGGGAAAAACUUUUUUGUAAGUCAACAAACAUUUUUCCCAUCCCCCAUCGGCCAUCAAGUUAAGUGAUGAUAAGGGAAUAUUAACUGUAUUAUUUCAACACUGUGCUAACUGGAGUUUAGAAGGAACUUGAUCAAAAAUGUAAACGCCACAUUCAAGUUCAAUGGGUGCACUAAGACUUGUGUUGUAAUUUAAUGUCUAAUUCAAAAACAUUAGGACCACACCAAAAAUAAAAAAUCAAUUGUGCCGUUUUUGUUUGAGAUUCUUCUAAAUUCCAGUGCAAACAUUCAGUCGAUGUUGAGAUGAAUGAGGAAUGGUCAGAUUAUUCUGAGAUGUCCUCUGCUGAGGAAGUUGUGCUCUUUUGGUUGAUUUGUUGACACGUUUGUCGAGAGAAGAAAAACUGCAGUCAUGCCUUGUGAAACUUGAAUAGCGCGUUGCUCGAUCCUCCUGUUAACAUUCGCAAGGAACUGUCAGAUACUCCGCCAACACAAACCCCAAUUAUCUGAUAAUCUGCAUGAGGUCACUUUGGGUAAUUUAUUGACGAUGAAAAGACGGUAUUAAUAUUUCAUCAGUCACGUUGUGUAUCAUUUCAAGUGUGUGUGUAUGCGUGUGUGGGAUACACCAUUGUAGCAUAUUAUACAGUCCGCAUAUAUUGUAUUUCAAUGUCAAGAAGGGAUGCUUUUCUACUCUUAAGGGAUUAUGUUGGUUUUUAAUUAAACUUUUUCUCAGUUGCUCAA